AGCUUUUACUUCCUGAACAACGUGGCCAAACCCACCGGGACGUUUACACCGAGGAGGCCGGCGAAACCGUAAACAAGUGUCACAUACUCUGACGCUCGCUUCUUCCAUGCAAAGCAGGAAGAAGACUCUUUUUCCCGUCCACCGCCCACUGUUAUUGAGUGGAAAUGUGACGUCUUGUGGCUGCAGGUGAGGAGACAUGUCGUAACAUGGGCGGAGAAUGUGAGCAGGUAGAAGCGCUGAGAGAGAGAGAGCUUCAGACACAUCCAGGAUCUGAUCUGUACCUACACGGACCUGCAGAGAGACACACACUUCUUCUGAUGCUGAAGGAGACCAGUCUUCCCACCAUGGAAACACAGGCAGAAAAACAAAGGCCUAACAACGGCCAGUUGAUUUUUGUGCCUCACAAGGAUACAAUCCGUCUGCUGGAGGUGUACGUCACGCGCAGCCUCAGCUUAAAUGACGGGACAUUGGGGCCCAGGAGGGCCAGGAGCAAAAACAAAUGGGUUACAAUGCCAAGAAAGCUAAGACGACACUCCAGCGACCCUUCCUUUUACUUGAAUGAUGGAAUAAACAACGAUGAGAAGAUUGGUACAUUUUAUCCGGGCGAACCUUCCCCAGAAGAGCCUGAGAAACGUCCUGAGGAAUCAGAGAAACCCACCAAAAAAUCAAAGAAGAACAAAAAGCCGUCCUUUUGGAAAAGUUUCCUCGGUUUUUUCUCUCGGAAAAGUAGCGAGGAGAAAGAUGAAGAGCAGGAAAGUCCACCAGAGAUGCCCGAGGACUCUGACGCGGUGAUCACCGGCCUGCCUCCAACUCCAGUCAAUUCACAAAAAAAACGGUCCAUGAGAAGGAGAUCCAUAAAAAGAAGGUUCUCCAAAAGGCGGCUAUCUCUGAUAAAACCAAAUAAACUUGUUAAAGAUCUCAAAUAUGAUGACAUCACUCGAGUUGAUUCUGUCGUCAGCGUGGAACCGACGCACCAUUACUUCGAGACGGUGUCGGAGGUACUGGAAAAUAUUGUCCACGAGGUCCAAGAAAAAGAGGAAGUCAAACCUCUCUCUGAUGAGGAAGUAAUAAACAGGAUCAUUGCUCUGACAAAAGUGGAGGGGGAUGCCAUCGACGACAAGCUGAAAGACAACCCCACCCUGAGCAACUUCUUCCAGGGGAUGUCGUACGCUUCCUUCCAGAAGUUGGCCGACGCGUAUCUGGAGACAGAAGCAUCGCCGAUCCACAGUCCUCCCACUGUCCUAGCGACGGCACCGGAGCUGGUGAAGUUGGCCUUCACGCUUGACUUUACAGCCAGGAUAGUCGGGCUCUCCAGACAGAAUAUAGGUCACAUCACCUGCCUGGGGAACCGUUAUCUAAAUGACCGAUUUGAAUACCAACAGGCAUGUACAGAUCAUCUGGACAGCGAUGACUGAGAGGAAGCAAGAACAGAACCACGCUGCACUUAAAGAGUUCGUCUCUUCUCGGCGCCACAGAUGUGGUGAAAGAUUGUGUUGCAAGCUUGAAUUUCCCCUUUUAACACAGCGGGCUACCUGAGACCAGCUUUAAGCUUGUAAACGACCAACCUUUCACCAUAUCGUUAGAUUUUUACUGUUCUGUGAUAGAAAGCUUGUGUACUUCUGCUGUAACAGGAUGUUUACUGAAAAAACUGUUGACUGACUUUGGUAGAUUUGAGUGUUGAUGGAAGAUCAAUUUAAAAAGUAGUUUCAGACUCACACUGAUGAUGCUGUUUACCAAUCCACCGUUGAGUUCUACUUUCUGUACGGCGAUUUGUAAUGAUGAACAAUGUAAUAACCUUUGUAUAUAAGCGGGACACCUCUGUGCAAUAUUUUAGUUAAAUUUCUAAGAAUUCAAAUUGAGCAAAGCUUUAUUUAAUAGACAAACUGAAAUGUGACAUGAUUAUGAUAUUGGUUUGUAUGGAUGCUGGCAUUCAUAUUACAAUCUCAAAUAAAAGAUAUUUAAUUCAAUG
Cottoperca gobio is the source of this 1969-nucleotide messenger RNA. RefSeq lists its product as uncharacterized. NCBI's taxonomy places the organism in Eukaryota, Metazoa, Chordata, Actinopteri, Perciformes, Bovichtidae. The transcript has 6 exons. Bases 207 to 1415 code for a protein of 402 amino acids. Gene Ontology annotation, biological process: regulation of extrinsic apoptotic signaling pathway. The record is from RefSeq and is a predicted model, not a curated record.